Messenger RNA from Dentiscutata erythropus, 555 nucleotides. Lineage: Eukaryota; Fungi; Glomeromycota; Glomeromycetes; Diversisporales; Gigasporaceae. The record is from the annotation of a GenBank genome assembly.
GAAACAAAACUUUACCCAAAGCCAAAGAACCAAAAAAUCGCACAAAUAUUAUGUGGCAAAAACACUUGAAAUAUCCUACAAUAAAUAUAUUAAAUAAAUUAUAUCGAACCGGCAUUAAACUAAGCGAUCUUGAUAACCUAGACUCCCAACAACAACUAGAAAAUAUAGAACUGAUGAGAAGGAAACUAGGUACUAAACAUGAUUUAGACAUACAACCAUACCCAGAGAAAGGCUCGAUAAUCAAUACUCAACCGAAUGGAAUAACACAAAUCAUCACAGACCCAAUACUGAUAAAAGAUAAAGUAAAAGAUCACCUAUACCAAUGGACAAAAGGAAUAGAAAUUGAUUCCUCCAUAAAGAAUACACGAUGGGAAAACAGAUACAAACCAAUACCAUCAAUAAAUAUAGAAAUAUAUGACCCCCUAUUAAAAGAAAUAAAUAAAGAAGAAAUAAAAACUGUAAUCAAAUUAAUGAGCAACAAUAAAGCUCCUGGGCCAUCACUGAUACCAUACGAAAUUUUUAAACACCUAGAUGAACAUGGACUAGAAAUGAUGA